This is a messenger RNA of Cucumis melo (muskmelon), 1987 nucleotides long. RefSeq names its product serine carboxypeptidase-like 2. The coding region runs from base 418 to 1887 and encodes 489 amino acids. The record is from RefSeq and is a predicted model, not a curated record. NCBI's taxonomy places the organism in Eukaryota, Viridiplantae, Streptophyta, Magnoliopsida, Cucurbitales, Cucurbitaceae. The transcript has 14 exons. Gene Ontology annotation, molecular function: acyltransferase activity, transferring groups other than amino-acyl groups; serine-type carboxypeptidase activity. Gene Ontology annotation, biological process: proteolysis; secondary metabolic process.
UUUAAAACAUUUUUCGAUAACUUGAUGUGCUAAAAAAAUUUGUCUUUCGAAAUUUUGCACCUAAAAAGUAAAAAAGAGAAGAUGUGUCUCUACUUGUACGUUAUUGAACGAAUUCAUUAGCCACAAAACGUGGACACGUUUUCCUCCAUCCAUGUCUCUGUAAUCGUCAUGGGCAUUGGGAUUAGAUGGCGCUUUAAUCGUCAUGGGCAACAUUGAUUGGUGUCUUAUUAGUAGGGACAGUGUUAGAAACGUGUUAAAAAAAAAGUUCAUCUUCAAAUUUAAGCAACGGGAACAGUGGUGGAAAUUCCAAAUUUGGAGGGUUAAGAUUAUCCCAAAAGCUAAACAUUGUGUUGGGUGUAUUAUCCAAGAUGUUAUUUCUUCGACAAUGACAUUAGAAAAGGAAUUAUAACUAACCUUAUGGGUGUGUUUUUAUAUAGGCCAACAGGGAUCUACGUAACAUAUGCCAACAUUGAUCUAUCUCCCAUGGCCACUCUCCUUUUCAGGUCCGCAGUUUUCUUCCUCCUUCUUCUUUUUCAGCUUCCUUCCUCCUCCGCCGGCGUCUCAUCUAGGUCAGUUAAGCAUCUUCCUGGGUUCUCAGGUCCUCUUCCGUUCGAACUCGAAACCGGAUAUGUGGGUGUGGGCGAAAGAGAGGAAAUCCAACUAUUUUACUAUUUUGUAAAAUCAGAAGGAAAUCCUAAAAAUGAUCCCCUCAUUGUCUGGUUAACUGGAGGCCCAGGUUGCUCUUCUGUUUCAGGAUUUGCCUUUGAAAAUGGUCCUCUAAAUUUCAAGAUAGAGGAAUAUAAUGGGAGUUUACCUCAACUACAGUUAAACCCUUAUUCAUGGACAAAGAAUUGUAGUAUAAUAUUUCUGGAUUCACCUGUGGGCUCUGGUUUUUCCUAUGGUAAAACUUUACAAUCUCUCAACUCAGGAGAUCUUACUCAAGUUCAUCAUAUUCAUCAAUUUUUGAGGAAGUGGCUGGUCGAACAUCCUGAGUUUACAUCAAAUCCAUUUUACGUUGGUGGAGACUCAUAUUCUGGUAUUACUGUUCCAGCGAUUGCUUAUGAAAUAUUAGAAGGAAAUAAGCACAUCUUACCUGCAAUAAAUCUUCAGGGGUAUAUCUUGGGGAAUCCUGUCACGGACACUAAUACAAAUGAUAAUUACGCAAUCCCAUUUGCUCAUAGCAUGACACUCAUUUCCGAUGAAUUAUUUGAGUCAUUAACAAGUAGUUGCAAAGGAGAAUAUAUGAAUAUUGAUCCCUCUAAUACAGAGUGCUUAAGACAUUAUGAUACCUAUGAAAAGACCAUUUCGGAAAUUAAUAUUGGCCACAUUUUGUUCCGGCACUGUCCACCGGACUCUGCAAAACCACAAGGAUUUAGUCGAAGAAGAAGAUCUCUUUACAACAGUAAUCAAGUACUUGAAGAACCGAAGCCACCCCUUCCAACUCUUGGCUGUCCAACAUAUCCAUAUGUACUUGGUUCCUAUUGGCUUAACGAUAAUCAAGUUCGAGAAGCACUACACAUACGUGAGGGAACCAUUGGAGAAUGGAUUAGAUGUAACCUUCAAGGUGAAUAUACUUAUGAUAUUACAAAUUCUGUCCCUUAUCAUGCGAACCUCAGCUCUCGAGGUUGUCGAUCUUUGAUUUAUAGCGGAGAUCAUGAUUUCAUGGUACCAACUUUAAACACUCUAACAUGGAUUAAAUCAUUAAACUAUCCCAUCGUGAAAGAUUGGAGGCCAUGGUUUAUCAAAGACCAAGUUGGAGGGUACACAAGAACCUAUGCCAAUGGAAUGACAUUUGCCACUAUAAAGGGUGGAGGGCACACAGCAGAUUAUGCACCAGAACCAUGUAGCGUUGUUUUCCGCCGUUGGAUAACCAAUAACUCAUUGUAAAUUAAUGGUUCCAAAAUUUUGCUUUUCAUCCUUUUUUUUCUUUCUUUUGGUAGUUUGAAGUAUUUAUUACAAAUAAAUAAAAUCAUGGACAAUUAUUUAA